Molecule: messenger RNA, 5078 nt
Organism: Hyalella azteca
Lineage: Eukaryota; Metazoa; Arthropoda; Malacostraca; Amphipoda; Hyalellidae
Product: hemicentin-2
Exons: 6
Coding region: 316-1764 (482 amino acids)
Biological process (GO): synapse organization
Cellular component (GO): neuron projection membrane
Source: RefSeq, a predicted model, not a curated record
GUGCACAUCAAACGUGUUUAUUGUAUUCUUGUUUUCACCCAUUUAGUGAAAUAUCAAAAAUGUAUUCCAGAAAACAUUUAUAAAAGCACUUCAGAGAAGUAACAAUACUUAUUUUGGAAUAUACUGGUUCAACAAAGUCGAAAACCUCGCCCCCCAAGAGUUUAAUGUUCAUGGAUUGAAAAGUGAGACCCAGCGAACAACAAAACAACAGCAUACAAUGGUGUAGAACAAUAACUGGAUACCGUUGAAUAAAGUAUUAGGCUACGAAAAAACCAAAGGUAUUGCUGAAAAAUGUUAAUGUAAACCACUACAUUGAUGACGUCACAUCUGCUACUGCUGUCGCUGCUGCUGGGCGGAGCGUGGUGCUUCUCGCACGAUACGGAAGGUGACUGGCGUGUGUCACGGCGAUGGGUGGCAGACGACGUGCUUCUAGAGUCCCAGCCAGAGGCCGCGUACUCAUGGCCACCGAAGCACCUGAGGCAUCACACUUCAAACGAUCUCGACAAUACAAACAUCAUUAAAGAGGGCCAUCUUGAUGACACUGCUGCGCAUUCUCAACACAAACGCAAAAGGAAAAAUCACGGCCGUCGAAACAAACAUCAUAAGAAACAUUCCCCAGAACACGACCACUUGACGCUUCUGGAGGGCGAAGAGGGGAAGCAGCUUCUCCAACAGCACUCACACCAGUCACGUCUGGACACUCGCAAACAACGAUCUCAAAAGCACCAUAAACAUCUUAAUGAAGUUCUCGAGGCUACAUUAACGCCUACUUAUCCUCUGAAGAGUCACAAUUCCUUUUUCGGGCUCGAGGAGAAUAGCAGCUCCUUGGAAGACGGGGUUGGCGACGGCGAAGGUUUCCUUUCAGGAGUUGACGACCGGAGGAGCGAGCGGGUAAUCACGGACAGAGGAGCUGUAGUUCACGAUGACGUACUGGCGCUGCACAGCGCGCCUGUCUUUGAUAAAUCUUUGCCUGCCAAAGUCCAGGCACAGCUCGGUGCUCAUGCCUACCUGCCGUGCAGAAUUAUUCACAUGGGAGACAAGUCGGUGUCGUGGGUUCGUAAUGCAGACUCGCACAUCCUGACGGUGGACAGCUACACGUUCAUCUCUGACGAACGCUUCACGGCGCGCUUCGAUGUCAGCUCCCAGACUUGGACGCUGCAAAUAAAAUUCGUGACCGACCACGACGCCGGUGCCUACGAGUGUCAAGUAUCAACGGAGCCAAAAAUUAGCCGCUCUAUUCAACUCAGCAUCGUCAGGCCCAUUGUUACCAUCCCCGGAGGGUCGGAACUCCAUGUGCGCUCAGGGAGCGACGUCACCAUAAAGUGCGUCAUCUCCCAGGCCAUCGAGCCUCCUUCCUACGUCUUCUGGUAUCAUGAGGGCUCAGAGAUGCUGGCGGGCGGGCGGGUCGUGGAGCGGAUGACGCAGCACGCGGCGCUCGCUUCACUCGUCAUCCGCGGCGUGACGCGCCGACACGCCGGCAACUACACGUGCGUGCCCGCCGGCCUCACGUCCGCGUCCGUCACGCUGCAUGUCCUCAAUGAUGAGCACCCAGCAGCCAUGCAGCACGGAACAAGCACUGCAGCUGCAGCUGCAGCAGCUGUUGCAGCAGCGAGCACAACACGUGCAGGAAGCACGCAGCUGCUGCUGUGCUGCUGGUGUACUCUGCUGCUGCUGUUACCUUCCCUGACAGCCCUGAAGUCUGCAGCUCUGAACACACGCAGCUUCACGUCUGCUCUGAUAAACAGCAAUUUUGUUCCUCGAUGAUCGCUGUGUUCCGUCUUCAAUGCAACAUACAAAUCUAUACCCUAAAUUUAGCCGGAGAAAUGCUUCUCCACGACAUUUUAAAAUAGAGCAGCAGUGCAUUGCUGGUCAUAAAAAUAUUAAUACUAAUGGUUAUUUAAAUCUUAAGAUAUAUGAUUUAUACUUGCUUUAUUUCUGAACGAUCAAUUGUCCGUACACCUCUUUCAAUUUGGCUCGCCAAUAAGUUUAAUUAAUUUGUGGAAAUCUUACUAGUGAUUUCUGCCCGGCAUGAGGUAUUAGGUUCUGGGAAGGCAAAUAGACAAUUAGAAUUAAGAUCUACUUGUGCAUUUGGUGUAAUGUAUAUAACGAUUUUUGGUAUCAUGAGCUGAUUCGUGUAAAUAUUUUCUGCUAUUUCAUGGAUAAUUAUCAGUUCAGUCAGGCUGCGAUUUGGCCUUUAAAAAUUAUAGAACAAUUUAUAUAAUUUUAUGCGUGAAAAUUCCAAACAAUAACAAGCCACGCAAAGACUACCGCUGAUUUCAUAAAGUCGUAAUUAUCAAGUGCAUACUGAAAUUAAUAAAUAUGAAGUAAAUUUAUUAUUAGUGUCUUUCCUUACAUGAGUGUACGUAUUGUGUCCAAAAGGAACUUCAAGGCUGAAAAAUAAGUGUUUACUUACAUUUAUUAGUUUUUUUCAAAUGCUUACUCGUGUUCAGAAAAACUUCUGAUCAAGAUCGAUCUCAUGUGUAGCUGGUGUGUUUCUUUAUAUUGAUCGCUAAUUGAUGCUUAUUUUUUUAAUUUCUAGAAUGGUAAUAUGUAAAUUAAAUGUCUCCUCUGUAUCAGAAUAAGGAACGAACUAUAUAAUUCUGAAAAGAUUGAAAUUUAAGUCCACGGUAAGAUUGUUGAGUUCUAUACAGUAUCCUUAAAAUAGUAAGGAUUUCUCAUAUAUAAAAAUACAAACCAUAAAAAUUAUUCGAAGUGUAACUGGUUCCUAGAUUCUAUUGUGUCUGUUAUAUGUUUAAGGGCGUCCACUACUUAUUUAUUUAUUCUGCUCACGCUAAAGUAAAGUGAAUUGAAGAAAAUAAUUACCAAAUUUCUCAUCAUGCUUGUCCCACUUGCUGACCGAAUAUUUAAAAAUUCAUGAACAUUUUUCUUGCACGUAAGAAUCAUCCAUCACUAAUUAGUAUUAGUGAAGUUAAAUACACCAGAUGGUAGAGAAUAUAAAUGAUAAACUAUGAGAUAGUGAAUUUCAGUCAUUAUGGACUUACCAAGAAUUUUUUUGGCUUAUGUUUGGUAAUUUUCUUAGGGACAAAGCGAUGUUAAAAUGAUAAGCAGAUAAAUACUGACCAAUAAUAUUGUAUAAAAUUCGAGGCACCCUGCAAACGUUUAGCCUCUAGAAUAAUAUUAAUCUUUUUCAACAUAAUGUAUGAGUCAAUAUAAAGAAAUGAAUUGGCCACAAUGUGUUAUUCAAAAUGAAACUUUUAACCUUUAACUACUCAUAUUUUGACGUAUAGUUAAAUUCAUGAAAAAAAACUUGUGUCGGUAAGUGCAAAAAUGUGUCCGCUGCUUGGUGCUCCAGCAAGCUUAAAAGCCCAUCUGUAUACCUCAAAGACAUGUUUAAUGCAGGUUUCUGGCAAAAAUAAGUUAAGUAACAAAGAUUAAAGUCAUUUUGUCAAUGAGAAACCGAAAUUCUUAAGUUUCCCUGUGAGGCAUUCAUUUUAAAUGAAGUUCCAUUUGAUUCAGGAAUCCGCGGCAUUAUUUAUACAAAAACUUCCGAGGAAGCAGGAUCAUAGAAUAACAGCAUCUGCUGAGUCAUUGUAAGACCAACAAUGACUUAAUUUAUGAGCUGCAAAAGUUUCUGUUGACCAAAGUUCGGAAGGACCCAGAAGCCAUGGAAGGGACCCAGUCAUCUUGUGCAAGCCCUACAUAAGACACAGUCGUGAAUUGUGAUGAAGAAUUUCAAUAGAACUCGUUAAGACAGCAGAAUGACACUGCCUUGUCCUCCCCUUGACCAAACCUCGAUCAUCAAAGAGGAUCUAAAUUGAGUAGAAAAAUGUUUUCUUUCUUGAAAAGUCUUCACCACAGGCCACAUUGCUUUAUAAUUGCCAUUCUGUAUGAUGCACUACGUAGUAUUAUAGUUUUCUUCAUCCGAAACGAGUGAUAUCAAAUGAUUUCACCAAUUGCCAUGUGGAAUGAAAAAUGGUCGAAUGGAUGUAUUAACUGACUGUAUUUCUGUGUUCAAUCAAUAAAUAUGAUUAAAUCUCCAUCAUGACUGCGGCAUUGUGAAUCCACAUGAAUAACCAAACGUUGAAUUUUUUGUCUUCGGUGCUUUAAGUUUAAAGUGCCCAACCACUAGAAAGAUUACCCCUAAUAUUAACCGAAGAUAGGGCUCCAUUUCAGCACAAUAUCUUCUGCUGGACGAGUUUGAUUGGUAUAAGCAAGAUUUAUGUGUUGGCAUUCAAGCGUAAAUUGCCGUAUCAUCUGAUAUGAAGCUUUCGCUAUAGCAAAGCACGCAUUAGGUAUGGCGCGGUGAGGUUGACAAGCUCCUAUAAAUAUCAGCCGGGGCUUGGCUCGCUCAGUUAUGGCAUCAGCAACCGAUUGCUUUUUGCGACCAUCAAAGUAUCGUGGCCCAUAAUGUUGUUGCCGCAGUGCAGAGGCUUCAAUUAAAAUCCGUAAACAUAUGCACAAUGGUAAGUUUUUGUCCGUAGCUCUGCUGUAAAUAUUCAUUGUGAAGUUAUGGGGUACGGGUGAUCCAAUUCACUGCAUGGUGGACAUACAAUGACGGAGGAGUAUCUAUGAGGCCAGCAAUAGAGAGUUCUGUCCAUUCUGAUUUAUCUCAUGCUGUCAAUAUAGGGGCUGGGUGUAUAAUGCAUUACAAAGUUGAACAACACAACAACAAAUUUAUUAUUAUUUCUUCUUCAGUUCCUGAACGUGGUUGGGGCUACUGUAUCGGAGGGAGGAAACAAUAUGAAGACAAUUCUGAAUACAAACUAAACAUGUGUGGAGGGUUAUAUCAGGUUAGAGUCAAACUUAACUAAAAUGGUAAUACUGUAUGUGGAAUAAGAUACUUCCGAGGUCCUGUAAUACCUUCGAGGUGUGCUGUUGUAAUGUAAACGCGAAAUGAUAAGAGUUUGGUUUGGGUUUACUGAAAAGUUUAAUGUCGAAAAAUUUUAUUCGGCAAUGCGCACUUAUCGUUUAAAUUUUCUAUGCGAGGCAAGAAACCUCCUGUAAUGCGAGAUGCAGCAAUCCAAACUUGCAAUCCAAGUUGCAUUACAUUUUUAAACUAUCAAUUUGAAUCCUUGCUGUCAAUGUGAAUCGGUCGAAGCAAAUUAUUGUAACAUAAA